AUGAAGACGAAUAAGAUUGUCAAACUCGCGAGGCAGUACAAGCGCAAGUACCCUAAGGUUGAUUUCGUCUUCCUGACAACCAAGAAAUAUUCUCAGUCAGAGGCGAGGUACAAGAACGAAACAGGGUAUUCCAGAGCCGCGAUGCGAACAAAAUUCAGCACGGGCUUUGUAUCCAUGGUAUUUGCUCUUGAUAUCUGUGAUAAGGUGCUGGUAUACGGAAUAUCAAGGGAUGACUUCUGCAAGAAAAAUCCAAAGGCAAAGGUCCCCUAUCACUACUACGAACCUAAGAAAAGGAGCGAGUGUUUCUUCGUCAAAAAAUCGGAGAUGAAUUAUAAAAGUGGCCACAAGUUUUUGACAGAACAUGCGAUGUUCGCACGAUGGUCUACCGUUCGCAACAUCACUUUUCGCUAUCCAUCGUGGAAUGGCUCAGAAGCAUCCGGACGCGUCGGUUCAUACUAUUUGAAGAAAUAUAAAAACACAUUAGGAAAGACUUUGAAAAGCAAGAAAGGAUGAGUUACAAUGUUCACAUCGCCACAGAGAUAUGUAUAUGCGAGACGGUGUGACAGCGAGUUUAGUCAUGUGCUCCUUCUGUCCGGAGCAGUCAUGAAGAAGUUUUGCCCCAGCAUAAUUUUUAUGUUUAGGGAAACCUGCUUUCCGAUAAUACUUUAUAUACUUAUACUAUCACGUUGUCUUGUUUGUAAUUUUUAUA
Molecule: messenger RNA, 709 nt
Organism: Strongylocentrotus purpuratus (purple sea urchin)
Lineage: Eukaryota; Metazoa; Echinodermata; Echinoidea; Camarodonta; Strongylocentrotidae
Product: alpha-N-acetyl-neuraminyl-2,3-beta-galactosyl-1,3-N-acetyl-galactosaminide alpha-2,6-sialyltransferase
Exons: 3
Coding region: 1-513 (170 amino acids)
Molecular function (GO): sialyltransferase activity
Source: RefSeq, a predicted model, not a curated record